Messenger RNA from Pleurotus ostreatus (oyster mushroom), 2190 nucleotides. Its product is annotated as mitochondrial Homoaconitase. The record is from RefSeq and is a predicted model, not a curated record. Lineage: Eukaryota; Fungi; Basidiomycota; Agaricomycetes; Agaricales; Pleurotaceae. The transcript is spliced from 2 exons. Gene Ontology annotation, biological process: L-lysine biosynthetic process. Bases 1 to 2190 code for a protein of 729 amino acids. Gene Ontology annotation, molecular function: 4 iron, 4 sulfur cluster binding; homoaconitate hydratase activity.
AUGUUUCCUCUCGCCAGGCGGGCAGUCGCUGCCCCCCAUGCGUUCAAACGCACGCAGAGACGAUGGCUAGCCGCCGUCGUCAAUGGCGUGCGCAUACCUCAAACGGCUAUUGAGAAGAUCGUGCAAAAGUAUGCUGUGGGUCUGAGUGAAGGGAAGGUGGUGAAAGCAGGGGACUAUGUCAUGAUUCAGCCCGAGCAUGUUAUGACCCAUGAUAAUACGGGUCCGGUUAUAUCAAAAUUCAAGUCAAUCGGUGCUACGAGGAUACACAAUCCCCAGCAACCGGUGUUCACGCUUGACCACGACGUACAGAAUAAGUCGUCGAAGAACCUGGCGAAGUACUCGUCCAUUGAGCAGUUCGCGCGGGUACACGGGGUGGAUUUCUACCCGGCAGGGCGGGGAAUCGGGCAUCAAGUACUCAUAGAAGAGGGGUACGCGUUUCCGAAUACGCUGACCGUGGCCAGUGACAGCCACAGCAAUAUGUACGGCGCGGUCGGCUGUGUGGGCACACCGAUCGUGCGGACGGACGCGGCGGCGCUGUGGGCGACGGGGAAGACGUGGUGGCAGGUCCCGCGGAUGGUCAAGGUCGAGCUGAAGGGUAAGCUACCGCCGGGCGUGACGGGGAAAGACGUGAUCGUGGCUUUGUGCGGGUCGUUUAACAAAGACGAGGUGCUGAACGGCGCGAUCGAGUUCUGUGGCGAGGGCGUCACGUCGCUGAGCGUAGAUGAGAGGCUUACUAUAGCGAAUAUGACAACGGAGUGGGGCGCGCUGGUAGGGUUCUUUGGGGUGGAUGAGAGAUUGGUUGGGUGGUAUGAGGAGAUGGUGAACAAGAUGGAACGGAGGACGUUCUCGAGUGGGCUCGACGAUCUGGCUAUCCCACCGCCGCCUGAACACCCAAGAAUUAACAGGACUCGGCUAGAGGCUCUUCGCGCAUCGCGACUGGCUUCAGACCCCGAUGCUUCGUACGCUGUCCACCUGGUGUUCGACUUGUCAACUCUCGUCCCGCACGUCUCUGGCCCGAAUAGCGUCAAGAUAUCUACCCCUCUACCCGUCUUGGAAGAAUCACACAUCAAAAUCAACAAGGCAUACCUGGUUAGCUGCACCAACUCCCGUGUCUCAGACAUCGCGGCCGCCGCGUCGGUGAUGCACGGACAGAAAGUCGCGCCAGGCGUCGAGUUUUACAUCGCUGCGGCGAGUUCGGUGGUCCAGGAAGAGGCGGAGAAGCUGGGAUAUUGGGAUACGCUGGUCUCGGCAGGUGCUAAGGUGCUGCCUGCUGGGUGUGGGCCGUGUAUCGGGUUGGGGACUGGGUUGCUGGAAGAAGGGGAAGUAGGAAUCAGUGCGACAAAUAGAAAUUACAAGGGGAGGAUGGGGCACCCAAAGGCCCAGGCCUACCUCGCCAGUCCAGCAGUUGUAGCGGCCAGCGCGGUGAAAGGGUAUAUCUGCGGCCCAGCGAUUCCCGACCCAGCGUCCAUGCCGCCGGUGAAAGCACCAACAUUCUCGAUUUCCUCCGCCAAAAAUGCUGGGCCAUCCACGGAUGCGCAGAGCGUCGAACCUCUACUUCCGGAAUUCCCAAAGUCAUUCGCGGGCCCGCUGCUCUUCGCGCCGCAGGAUAACCUCAACACGGAUGGGAUCUAUCCAGGGAAGUAUACGUAUCAGGACGAUAUCACGCUGGAGAAACAGGCGGAGGUCGUGAUGGAGAACUACGAUCCCGGGUUCGCCUCGCUGGUGAAGGGACUGGGCGUCCCCCGCGCGAAGGGAAAGGGCGUUGUCCUCGUGUCGGGGUACAACUUCGGCACGGGGUCGUCGAGGGAGCAGGCUGCGACGGCCCUGAAAUCGGCGGGGAUUCCUGUGGUUAUUGGGGGAUCGUUCGGUGAUAUUUUCAAGCGAAAUGCAAUUAACAACGGAUUGGUCUGUCUGGAAUCACCGGAGCUGGUGAGUGACCUUACGGAACGGUUCGCUAAGGAUGGUCAGCGCGGGGCGGGGGGACUCAAGGGGGAGCUGACGGUGAAUGAGGAUAUAAAAGUGGAUAUUAGUAUGGAUACUGGUGAGACGGUUGUUAGAUACGGGAAUGACGAGGAGAAGGUAUAUCGUUUGCGCCCCGUUGGUCCGAGUGUGCAGGAGUUGUGGGUAUGUGGCGGCUUAGAAGGAUAUGUGCUCAAGGAGAUCCAAGCCAGCGAACAGGAUCAGCCAUAA